Mercenaria mercenaria is the source of this 1204-nucleotide messenger RNA. RefSeq lists its product as uncharacterized. The transcript is spliced from 2 exons. NCBI's taxonomy places the organism in Eukaryota, Metazoa, Mollusca, Bivalvia, Venerida, Veneridae. The coding region runs from base 17 to 772 and encodes 251 amino acids. The record is from RefSeq and is a predicted model, not a curated record.
CUGAACAUUGACGCAUAUGUUGUGUAAAGAGAUUUUUGAAAGAAAAAUGGCACGGAUUUUUGGGUUCUUUAUGACCGUUUUAGUAUUUAUUCCGAAAGUUGUGAGUGAUUGUGUUCAAAGUGGGACAUGUUGUAAUCAGUAUGAAUGUGAAUACCAUGUAUUUCGGAAACUGGUUAAACUUGAAGAGAAAGUUGCAUCACUUGCACAGGACAUUGAAGAUUCCCGUAGUUCCUCUGAAGGAGUCACCUAUAUACGAUGGGGCCGAACAGCAUGUCCAAGUCACGCAAGUCUUGUAUAUGAUGGUUACAUGGGUGGAUCACAUUACAGUCACAGUGGAGCGGCUACAAAUGCCUUAUGUUUAACUAAAGAACCAAAAUGGGGACGAUACACAUCUAAAGUAGAAUCAAGUGCAUAUGUCUAUGGCGCCGAGUAUGAAACAUGGCUCUACAGUGCUUGGAAUUAUCUGCAAGACCAAGAUGUUCCAUGUGUCGUUUGCUAUGUACCUCGAAAUGACAUACUGAUGGUUCCUGGAAGCAACAUAUGUCCAAAUGAAUACAGGAGAGAAUAUAGUGGUUAUUUAAUGGCUGGACGUGCAACUCACACAGCUGCUAGCGAAUACCUUUGCAUGGAUGUAAGUCCCGAAGCAAAGCCCGGAGGUGCAGAAAACCUGAAUGGAUACAUUUUGUAUUUUGUCCAAGCGGUGUGUGGUUCUCUUAAUUGCCCACCAUACGUGAACGGGCGAGAACUAACAUGUGCUGUAUGCUCACGUUAGCUUGCUGAUUUAUACUUUAACUAUUACUGUAUAGACAUCGCACCCAGUGGAUACAAUUUUGUCAGGCUCACGUAAUAAUGCUGCACCCAGCCACCAUCCCUGAUUUUAUAUAUAUCGUAUGAACCAUAUAAACUAUUAAACUGCCUGUCAUGCCACUCUUAUAUUUAGAACUAACAAGCUCUCUUUGCUCAUAUAUGCCGCCCUAAGUGGAAUAAAAAAAAUAAACCUCUCUAGAAUACCUUUCCUCUGAACUGUUUUUUACUGCAUGAUAGCAUGUAUCUCUAUUUCUGUUAUUAUUGAAAUUUACUGUUUUCAUAAUAAUAACUUCCAAAAUUCAAUUUAAUCAUAUUAACUUUUAUAUCAGUUAUCCGAUCAUGCUAACAUGUAGCCUAAUGCUUGCAAAUCAAUAUAAAGAUAAGUUAAAGAAAGAAA